GUCGCUGCCGUCAGGUACAUUGCAAACACACAAUGAGACAGCAGACAUGGUCGGCAGUGCUCAAGACAGCCGGGGCGCAAGACAAGAGCCAUAGCAGCCAAUGUACAUUACUUCACAUGGAUGAAUAUGGUGCCGAGGCUGACCUCAUCGCUCUUGCCGUCGCGAUCGCCGCUCACAGCAUUUGUCUCCCGUUCGUAUCUCCUUUACCAUCUCAACCUAGCUUUUUUGACUCAUCGCAUCAUCCACCUGCAUCAUGCUUGCUCUGAAGUGCAUGCUAUCCUUUGCUGCUGCCACGGUUCUGUGCUUGACGGCAGUCACGGGGCAAUUCGACCAAGUUGGUACCUGCUUUGAGGACACUGGAUGUUCACGGAAGCCUACCCCCAUCAGCGGCAACUAUAGCAGCAUCAUCUACAUCGUGAAAACAGCGUGCGACUCUUUCAAGGCCGAAAUUGACCUCGGACGCGUCUGCCAUACAUCGGCAAAGUGCUUCACGUGUCAGGCUGUCGAGUAUGUCUCUCAGUGCAUCACAAAGGGACCUUACUACACUUGGUGUCCCUAGGCGGGUAGCGCUCGACGUUGACGACGAGCGCCUCGCCAGCCGCCUAGCUUGCUACUACUGGCCACGACUUAGUACGAGCGGGAGCAGACGGGAUGCAGCGUACCAAUCUGACUAUGAC
Messenger RNA from Jaminaea rosea, 677 nucleotides. RefSeq lists its product as hypothetical. The record is from RefSeq and is a predicted model, not a curated record. The transcript is spliced from 6 exons. The coding region runs from base 254 to 559 and encodes 101 amino acids. Lineage: Eukaryota; Fungi; Basidiomycota; Exobasidiomycetes; Microstromatales.